Molecule: messenger RNA, 2413 nt
Organism: Centropristis striata (black sea bass)
Lineage: Eukaryota; Metazoa; Chordata; Actinopteri; Perciformes; Serranidae
Gene: msi1b
Product: musashi RNA binding protein 1b
Exons: 15
Coding region: 191-1240 (349 amino acids)
Cellular component (GO): cytoplasm
Molecular function (GO): RNA binding
Source: RefSeq, a predicted model, not a curated record
AGCAGCGGGACUGAGUGACUGGAGGAGGAGGUGGAGUCUGUCCCAGCCUGCAUCUGGCCCGCUCCCCUCUCUGUCACCCCGGGCCAAACCCGCCCAGCUCCUCUCACUCACUCUCCGUCUGUUCUCCCGCACGGCUCGGCUCGGAUACACGCAGCACUCACUCACAACACACAGCGAGGACACACACGGAAUGGAGACGGAAGGGAGCCAGAGCAGCCUGUCCACCACGGACUCCCCCCACGACCCCUGCAAAAUGUUCAUAGGUGGACUCAGCUGGCAAACAACACAAGAGGGUUUGAAGGAGUACUUCUGCAAGUACGGCGAGGUGAAGGAGUGUAUGGUGAUGCGAGAUCCGGUUACUAAGCGCUCGAGAGGGUUUGGAUUUGUCACCUUUGUUGAUCAGGCCGGCGUGGAUAAAGUUUUGGCCCAAACCAGGCACGAGUUGGACUCAAAAACAAUUGAUCCAAAGGUUGCAUUCCCUCGCAGAGCUCAGCCCAAGUUAGUGACUCGAACCAAGAAGAUCUUUGUGGGAGGCCUGUCAGUGAACACAACCAUUGAGGAUGUGAAACAGUACUUCGACCAGUUCGGGAAGGUCGACGAUGCCAUGCUCAUGUUCGACAAGACCACCAACAGACACAGAGGGUUCGGCUUCGUGACGUUUGAGAAUGAGGACGUGGUGGAGAAAGUGUGCGAGAUCCACUUCCACGAGAUCAACAACAAAAUGGUGGAGUGUAAGAAAGCUCAGCCCAAGGAGGUGAUGUCCCCCACGGGCUCAGCCAGGGGGCGCUCUCGUGUGAUGCCCUAUGGAAUGGACGCCUUCAUGCUGGGCAUUGGUAUGCUAGGUUAUCCAGGCUUCCAGACAGCCACCUACACCAGUCGCAGCUAUGCUGGCAUCACUCCUGGAUAUACCUACCAGUUCCCUGAGUUCCACUUAGAGAGGACUCCCCUUCUGACUUCACCCCACCCCCCUGAGCUCACAGCCAUUCCUCUGACAGCAUAUGGACCAAUGGCAGCAGCAGCGGCAGCAGCGGCAGUAGUUAGAGGCUCCACCCCGUCUCGCUCAGCUGGAUUUUUAGGUACGAGCAGCCCGGGGCCGAUGGCGGACCUUUAUGGAACAGCCAGUCAGGAGUCAGCUGUCAGCAGUUACCUCAGUGCUGCAAGCCCCGCCCCCAGCACUGGAUUCAGCCACGGCUUGGGGGGCCCUUUGAUCGCCACGGCCUUCACUAACGGAUAUCACUGAGACUUGCAGAGCUGUAGACUGAGAGCUGGAAGGAGUUGAAGCUGAUUUGGAGCUGAUCUGGCCUGUCUCUGUCCAGUCCACCUCUCCGGCUUGGGCAGCUGAACCUCCACCCUGGUGUCAGCCUGAACCCCGCCCACCCUACUGACGCCUCGCUAAACUCCACCUCCUGAGAAAAAAAGAGUGAAAAAGUUUAUCACUUCAUGUAAUAGCAACACAUACAGAUGCUGUAUUUUUAGUGUUUUUUUCUGUCGUUAUGUUUCACCUUGCUGUUUUUUGUGAUGGCUGCAUUGUUUCUUUAUCUGUUUUGACUGUGUUUUUUUUUUCUUUCGGGUUAUUUGACCUCUGAACCUGAUCUCUCUGAGAUAGGAGGAGAAAAAUCUCCAGGUGAAGCCUGUUUGAAGGUUAGGAGAUGUAAUUUGUACUGGAAAACUGUAUAUUUGUCACUAGUUCAUACUGAAUUUUAACAAAACAUUUGUGAUUAAUACUAUUUCUUGACAUUGUGUCACAAAGUGUAUAUCUUGGUAGGUUUUUAACAAAGAAUUGUUACACUAAUAAUGGUCAGACGACAAAGGGCAUUAGUCGCAGUUACAGAAUAGGCCUACAUGAGCUGUACAAUUUUGUAAAAUAUUGUAAAUAUGACUGGUUUCUGGGGGGGCUCAGCGAUUGUUUGUGUGCGGGAGGUGGGAGGCUUUUGGAGAUCAAUCAGUAUGUGUUGGAAAGCUUGACUGUUGCGUAUCAUAGUUUCACAUGGAGGUCAAGAACAUGUCUGUCAAUAUUAGAGCAGCCACAUACUGUAUUCCUCUCCAUUUUUUAAAGGAUGUGUCUGAUUGUGUUAAAGUUGCCUCGGAGUGGAAACACUCUGAGGAGAGGAGGAGAGAGGCUGGAACAACACUUUACUUUUGGGGAUAAAUGGGUGUGAAAAUGCUCCUCUAUCAGGAGAGGGACAAAAAACAUGCUGUUUUCUUACUUUGUCAUAUUGUUGUUUUAACUGUGAUUUUCAAUAUGUGAUGAUUGUUUGUGAAGGAAAAUGAAGGAGUAGUAAGCAUGAGCAGUCAUGCACAGUUAACACUGUUGUGACUGAUUCGCUCUGCAAGUUGUGUUGAUGUUUGCGUGAGCGCGUCAUGGUUUUAUACACAUUGGGUUACAAUGUGUUGGGUUUUUUUUUCUUUUUUU